Molecule: messenger RNA, 2274 nt
Organism: Heterotrigona itama
Lineage: Eukaryota; Metazoa; Arthropoda; Insecta; Hymenoptera; Apidae
Source: the annotation of a GenBank genome assembly
AUGCGUACGUAUAUUUUCAACACUUGCAAUUCGGUCAUCAUAUAGAAUAUAGAACUCGAAAUAGAUUAAUACUCAAAAUACAUUUCCAUAUAUAAUGAAUAUUUUUAUAUUUUUAAAUGUGCUUGUUAUUUUCAUUGAUGAAAACUCUUAAACUAUCCAUUCAUAUUUAAAAUUUUGUUUUCUCUUAUCCCUCUUAAUAUUUUUUUGAUAUUAACACUUAAAUUAGCGGCAUCUAUAUUAUAUUUUUUGCUCUACAUAUUUCACAAUAUAUAUUUUUUUAUAAAACUUUUUUAUAAUAUUUUAAGCUUCUUUUAUUAGUAAAUUAAAAUUAAGUAAUAGCAAUUCGUAUUUUAAAAACAAAUAAUAAUGUUGCUUCUUAACUUUCUGAACAAUAAUGGAUUAGUAUCGAUUCUAUCAGAUAAUCAAUUUGAUUGAAAACUAAUUCUACUUUUUAUAUUUUAAGUAUUAUUAAAUUAUAUCAAAAAAUGCGGAGUGAUAUAUAUAUGUAUGUUGAUACAUAUAUAAAUGUCGAUCUGUUGGGAGAGUUGUUGGGAAAGCAUACAUCUCGGUACGCGUACUAAAAAAUUAUCUACUUCAGAUAUUAUUCCUAUAUUGUAUUAUAAAUAGUGAUAGUUUUAUCAAUCGUUAUUUUAUGUAUGAUAUGAGCAUAUCAAAUGCAGAUAUUAUGUGAUACAGAUAUUGUAUAAUAUUAUACAAUGUCAAACCUAACAUAGAUCAAUGUGUGUAAACAUAACCUCUCCAUUUUAUUAAUUAUAUACUCAAUAGAUAGGAUUUCAAGGAGCUGAGGUACAAAAACGUACGUGUAUAUACACUCGAUAGUCUUCAUCGCGUUAUUAUUAAGUUAAUUGUAAAUAAUUAAGUAACACGAAGUAUGGGACGUAGUCGUACACCUUCACCGGGAAGAAGAAGAGAUCGGUCCCGAGAUCGAGAUCGGGAACGUGAACGAGAUAGAGAUCGCAGAAGAAGACGCUCCCGCGAAAGAAGAAGAAGAUCUGUUGAACGAGAUCGAGUAAAGUCCAGGGAUAGAGAAAGGGAUCGUGAUCGUGAGCGGGAUAGGCACAGACGUUCGUAUAGCAGAUCCAGAUCAAGAGAAAGAGAUAGACCUAAACCUAAAUUAAAACCCACAACAGAACGUCCUGUAAUUACAGAGGCUGAUCUUCAAGGGAAGACACCAGAGGAACAGGAAAUGAUGAGAAUAAUGGGUUUUUGUGGUUUUGACAGUACUAAAGGCAAAAAGGUCAAAGGGAAUGAUGUAGGAGCUGUGCAUGUUAUUCUCAAAAGAAAGUAUAGACAGUAUAUGAACAGAAAAGGAGGAUUCAAUAGACCAUUGGACUUUGUAGCAUAAAAAUUAUAAAUUUAAUGAUUCCAUAAAAUUUUUUGCCAUUGAUGGAAAUUUCUUAUUUUCUGCAAGUUCUGUUAUUUUUUAUAAAUUUAAUCAGAAUAAUAAGAUGUACAAAUGAUACAAAAAAUAGUUUAUAUAAGUGAAUAUAUACUGUACAGAAAACAAGCGAUAUAGGAUAACAAAAAUGAAUAUAAUGUGUAAAAUUUUUCAUUUUAAGUAUUAUUAAAAAACUUUUAUAUAAAAAUAUUUUACAGGAAUUUUUUUGUUAUAAGACAGUAUUAAGUAUUUUAAUUAACAAUGUUUCAAUUUUCUAUCCUGGAUCGUUUUUUUGAAGAUUCAUCAUCAUUACUACUAUCAGAAUCAUUUACAUUCGAGGUCUGGAUUUCACUCUCAGUGUUCUCUAGAUCUGAUGAAUCGAGCUAAAAAAUAUUUUAUGAUUAUUGCAACACAGGCGACCUUAUGGAAAAUAAUGCAUAAUACAACAUUUUCUUUUGCUUUUAUUACCGAACUGACAUUCAUUUUCUCAAGUCCUUCUAUCAAUUGUGGAUCUUUGAUUCUAAAAUCUCUCGUUAUACUAUGUUUUAUGUAAUUUUCUAAUGGCACCUAGUGAUAUAUGUGUACAAAUUAAAAAUCGUUAAUAUAAAAAGUAUCAAAGAAUAAAAUAUUUAAUAUUAAAAUAUUAUUACUACUAAAAAUAUUAAAAUAUUACUACUAAUAAAAAUAGUAAAAUACUACUAUUAAAAUAUUUAAUACUUUGAUACUUACGCUCGUUUUUUUACCAAGUAACAAUAUUUCCUUGUUAAAUUGCUCAAUUUCAUAUACUACACGUGGUAUUACUUUGGUUUCUUUUAAAAUUUUAUUCCUUUGUGCAUAUGAGUCAGAUUUCAAUUGUAAUUUAUUUUGAUUUUCCU